Messenger RNA from Synchiropus splendidus (mandarinfish), 2312 nucleotides. RefSeq names its product beta-1,4-N-acetyl-galactosaminyl transferase 1a (gene b4galnt1a). Gene Ontology annotation, molecular function: hexosyltransferase activity. The transcript has 9 exons. NCBI's taxonomy places the organism in Eukaryota, Metazoa, Chordata, Actinopteri, Syngnathiformes, Callionymidae. Gene Ontology annotation, cellular component: Golgi membrane. Gene Ontology annotation, biological process: ganglioside biosynthetic process. The coding region runs from base 371 to 1993 and encodes 540 amino acids. The record is from RefSeq and is a predicted model, not a curated record.
GCUGAUGAAGUGCUGUCCUACUGAACCUGACUCCUGGGGUAGUUUGGGUCGGCGGGUUUUUAAAGGUUCAACUUCCUGCUCCUCCGGCGGUGCAGCCUCGGUCGUCUUGAGUUGUCAGAGCUGAGCAGAUGUUCCAGGGCUUCUCCUUCACACAUCGAUGACACCCUGAACAGAGGGGGCUGUGUCUUUGUGGGUCUGGAACUUUUCAUUCUGCGCCAUGUUGCAAGCACCUCGGGUGGCGUAGUUUCUUUCUGCGUUCACUUUUGUUCCUGGGGAAAAACGUUUGGUGCUCUGCGCCAGCGGCUUCCUCUGAAGCUGCUGUGUUUGCUAAAGCCUGGCCUGUUUCAUCAGACGCUCCCUCCCUGCCCAGAUGCGUGUUCCCUACAAGACGCGGCUGGUCCUGAUGGUGGCGAGCGCCCUGCUCCUGCUGGCUCUCUGCACAAGACGGAGUCCGCCGCCCGGCCCGCCGGUUGACCUGACGCCGAGGACUGUGGAGGAGAGCGUGCAGCUGGGGAGCCUGCUCCAGAGCAUCCGUGCAGUGGAGCACGUCCCGUAUCGGCUGAGGAAGGAGGUCUCCUGUCGCCUGGCGACCAACAGGUGUGAGUGUCUGGCUGAGCAGGACAGCUUCCGCCUGCCGCUCUCCAACCUGGUCUUCCCGCGCCUGACAGUGAAGGACUUCAGGCUGGCCUUCCUGGAGUCGCAUCCCGACCCCGAGAGUGUGGAGAGGCUCCGGGCUCAGGAGCACAGCAGUUUCCGGAGGAGGGGCUUCAGUCCAGCUGACCUGCUGCUGGUGGCCCAGGCCAACAGCCCCCUUCAGUUCCCCACCCAGGGCGUGGAGGUGCGGCCCCUGAAAACCAUCCUGGUGCCAGGUCUGGGCCUUCAGGAGAAGACCGGCUCCAACCACUCGGUGUCUCUGACGGCGUCCUUGGGGACCUUUGAUGUGGCAGCCACGGUGGACGGGGUCUCGCUCGAAGGACUCGGGCAGAAGUCCAUCACCGUCUCAAGUUCUUCUCAGGAGGCUCUGAACAGGCAGCUCCAGUUUGUGGCCUACACCAACACGCAGUUCCAUCCCCGCACAGCCGACACUGUGCAAUUCUCCAGCAGAGGGCACCGCUCCUUCUUCACCAUCAAAGUGGGGCACCACGCGGUCCCGAGACUCUACAACUCUGGACUCCACCCAGAGGCUAACGUCAGCGCUCUGGUCACCAUCGCCACCAAGACCUUCCUGCGCUACGACAGACUCGCCGGCCUGAUCGCCAGCGUGCGGCGCUUCUACCCUCACAUCGGCAUCGUGAUCGCAGACGACAACGAGCACCCGCAGCCAGUGGGUGGCGCCGGCGUGGAGCAGUUCUUCAUGCCUCCCAGGAAGGGCUGGUUCGCCGGGAGAAACUUGGCCGUGUCCCAGGUAACCACCAAGUAUGUUCUGUGGGUGGAUGACGACUUCCUCUUCACUGCCAAGACCAAGCUGGAGAAGAUGGUGGACAUCCUGGAGAGGACCUCGCUGGACCUGGUGAGCGGCACGUCCGGACACGUUUCUCCUCCUGUGUUCCAGAGACGACUGCCUGUGUCUCGGGGCGCUGCAGGUCGGUGGCGCCGUGCGAGAGGUGACUGGCUACGCCACAACUUUCCGUCACACCAUCUCUGUGGAGGAGGGUGGCUUGGAGGGCGACUGUCUUCACGUCCGCAGGGGUUACCACCACCUCAUCGAUGGAUUCCCCAACUGUGUGGUCGCCGACGCCGUCGUCAACUUCUUCAUGGCCAGGACGGACAAGGUGCAGCAGAGUUCUUCGUGGAUGGGCUCGGCUCGCUCCACGUGGGCUCCUGCAGCGACGUCGUCGUCGACCACGCGUCUAAGAUCCAGCUGCCGUGGACCAAAAGCAAGUCACAGAGAGCCUACGAUUCUUUCCGCUACUCCUCCUCCGAAUCGGACCGGGACCUUCACAAUGAGGUCUUCUACUUCAAGAACAGAUUCAAGUGCAUGACCAGACACUGACCAGCAGAGGGCGCCUGACUGAGCCUGAACUCAGGAUUGGAGGGAGGUGUGGGGAAGGACCGGCUGGGACCCAGGGCCGAGCCACUGGAGGAACCCGACACAGGCUGAAAUCGCUCAGCAGCUGGGAGUCCAGUGUGAGCGUGUGUUUGCAUGACUGUGUGUGUGUCAGGUGUGUGAUCACGAGUGUGUGUGUCGACGGCUCAGUUGUGUUUACCGCACAAACACUGCUGAUGCAAAGCUCCUUCCUCUGUGUGUCACUUCAGUGGCUCCAUCUCUGUUGAUCAUCCGACUGACAGGUACCGAAGGAGUGACAAAAAUA